Messenger RNA from Protopolystoma xenopodis, 1401 nucleotides. The record is from the annotation of a GenBank genome assembly. Lineage: Eukaryota; Metazoa; Platyhelminthes; Monogenea; Polystomatidea; Polystomatidae.
AUGACAGAUCCGGAGGGAGUGAAGCGUGAACAGAGCCUGAUCUUCUACUUUCUGCUCCCGGUCAUCUGUCUGGUGUUCGUCAUCUCUUGCCUCGGCUGUCUGCUAGUCUGCCGACAACGACGUAAUCAGAUGCGUCGGCGGCUUCGACUUGCCAGUAGUGGUUUGUCGAACGGGGCCGGAGGUGUUGGUGACGGUCUCGGACAGAGUGUGGGUCUCGGAAUGGGCGGCGUGGGCAGUGCGUCCGGCGGAAUCGUCUGCCCUCUUGGCAACGGAGGUGCAAAAACCAGCUUUUCUGCCGCCUACCUGCUGGCCGACACGAGCAACCUGAACAGCACUUGCAACACCAACAACAUUCACAACUUGUCGGGCAAAUCGGCCAGUCUGGGUCGAAUGGUGGUGACGUGCGGAGGGACGGGUGGUGGCGAGAGCAGCAGCACAACGAACGACUCGUCUGGUCCCGAGCAUCAUUCGCAACAGGCCAUGCUGUUGGUCUCCGGCCAGACGGCCUCGCUCUCCAAACAGUCGACAGCAACAACCAGUCACCUCUCCUCGACCGGCCGCCUCAUGCCCUCCGGAAAGUCGGUCGCUUCCAAUUUGCAGAACGGCCAUCCAGUUCUACCACCACCACCACCGCCACCACCACCGCCGCCGCCGCCACCGCCACUGCCACCACCAACAUUUCCCUCUGCCAUGAGUCUGGGAAUGAGCCAACAUCCCGGCCAAUCGGCCUAUCUGAACACCGCCACCACCGGCGGGUGUUGUUCCGCAGCUUUCGACCAUAACGUCGUCUCGCUCGCCAACCCUGGCCAGCUCAGUCACUCGGCCACUCUGGCCUAUCCGCCGCCGCUACCCUCCACUGGCAUGUUUCUGCAAGCCGCAGCAGCCGCCGGCGGCGGCUAUCCUUUGCCGCAGACAACGCAGAACCCAACCCUCGUCUCGGUGCCCGGCUUCAUGGCCAUGCCAACGGCCAGCUCGGCUAGCAACGGGAACUAUCUGCCCUACAGCCUCAUGUUGACGCGACCUGCUGCUCCGCCCUCGAUAGCCACCGAAAUCUCGUUCGAUCAGUACUCCGCCGUCAGUCAAUCCAUGCCCGGUCGGAGCGGAGAGUCCAGUCUGACGCAGGCCGAAGGCAGCCUCAUGGGCUUCUGUUCCGCCGGCCUCGACACCUGCACAACCGGCGGCAUGGCGUCCGAGUUUUCCACUCUCUGUCUCGCCCCGUCACCCGACAACCACAAUGCCGACACUCUAGCUCCUGUCACCAACUCUCCAGUUGGCAUCACCAAUGGCAACGGCAGUCUGGGAGGUGCCUCUAGUCUCGGCACGCACCACUACACGGCUCCGUUUGUCAACGAGUUUGCCGCCAACCUCAACGGCAGCAUGAACUUUAUGCUUCCUGCUCAC